Coturnix japonica (Japanese quail) is the source of this 1172-nucleotide messenger RNA. It is a transcript of the gene GLTP, whose product is annotated as glycolipid transfer protein. Lineage: Eukaryota; Metazoa; Chordata; Aves; Galliformes; Phasianidae. The record is from RefSeq and is a predicted model, not a curated record. Gene Ontology annotation, molecular function: ceramide 1-phosphate binding; ceramide 1-phosphate transfer activity. Gene Ontology annotation, biological process: ceramide transport; intermembrane lipid transfer. Gene Ontology annotation, cellular component: cytosol; cytoplasm; membrane.
CAUUGAUGGGCGUGUCUCGGCGUGGCGCGCUACCGGGUCGGUGCCGGGUCGGUUCGGUCCGUGCCGGGUCGGUUCAUGGCGCUGCUAUUAGAGCACGAGUUCCGGCCGCUGCCGGCGGACAAACAGAUCGAGACGCUGCCGUUCCUGGAGGCCGUGUCCCACCUGCCGCCAUUCUUCGAUUGCCUGGGGACACCCAUCGUGUACUCACCCGUCAAAGCCGACCUGGCUGGGAACAUCAAGAAGAUCCGGGCUGUUUAUGAGUCCAACCCCAGCAAGUUCAAAACGCUGCAGAACAUCCUGGAGGUGGAGAAGGAAAUGCACGGUGCUGCAUGGCCUAAGACCGGAGCCACGCUGGCGCUGAUGUGGCUGAAGAGGGGCCUGAAGUUCAUGCUGGUGCUGCUGCAGAGCAUCUCCGAUGGCGAGCGGGAUGAGGAGCAUCCCAACCUCAUCCGUGUCAAUGCCAUGAAAGCCUAUGAGAUUGCCCUCAAGAAAUACCACGGCUGGAUGCUGCAGAAGCUUUUCAUGGGCUCGGUCUAUGCGCUGCCCUACAAGUCAGAUCUGCUGAAGGCUUUGGAGAAAGGCAGAGAGGUGAAGGAGGAGGAGAGCAUUGAGAAGAUCCACCAGUUCCUCACCAGGGUGACUCCCAUCCUGGAUGCCAUCUAUGAGAUGUACACCCGGAUGAACGCCGAGCUGAGCUACAAAGCUUAAUGGGGUCAGAGCAACAAGCGGGGCCGCUCCGCUCCUCAAACCCCAUCCUGCUGCGGAUCUGCACCCGACAGGCCUUUUUUUCUAACAAGAAUCAUUCAUUUUCUAUCGAAAUUCAAGCAAUAAACCAGUUGUACCCUGGGGGCACCUCAAGAUUUCCCAAGCUUUUAUAGCACAGAGGAAAAAUAUCCACGUUCCUCAGGAGCUGUUGCAGGGAAUGACGUUUGAUGGGUGGCCUCAUCCUGUUGGUGCUGCUGGGCUUUGGGUCUCACACAGCUCCGGGCACCCAACACCUCUCUGACCCCACAGCAGAGGAACUGAGGAUCCCAAGCCAUGACCAUCCCGUUGCCUCCAACCCUUCCAGCGCUGCAGAUGGGAGCGAUGCCGGGAUGUUCCGAGCUCUAUUUGCCGGAUGCCUUAAGGACCUUUCACCAGCACAACUCAAUAAAUCUCACCUUAAACCUGGA